GGCGGAUCUUGAGGCCUUGCUGGGAAGACUGUGGGACGAGGCGCUCCGUUGGGGUCCGGGAUGGUUGGGGUCCCAGGUCCCUGCGUUGGCCGGUCCUGCUGCUGCUGGGUCCGGUCAGAGUCCCCGUGUCAGCGGGCGGCACUCCCGUCCUCCUGCUCGCCUGAGUCCGGAUGCUGCUCCUGGUCCCAGACACCGCCAGGUGAGUCCCUCUGCGCUCCAUGCGGCUGCCUCUACCCGGCGCUCCGGCGCUUCGGGUGGGGGUAGGUCUGGGGGGGUCUUCCCGCAGGCAGUGUGGGUCCGAGGAUGGUGGGGACCGGCAUGCUGCCGCAGCGGUCCCUGCACCACGUAGAGAGCUGGUGUCGGCGGCCCGCCCCAGUAGUAAGGGCUCCCGGGAGGGGCGGGCUCUGCGGAUCCCUGCAGCUCAUGCAUCGGCUGCCCCCGCUCCACGGCAGUCGGCUGGGAGGAGGCGCUCGUCUGGCCUGUAUGAGCGGCAGGCCAGGGAGCUGAAUGACGCCGGGGAUCCGGGGGCCGGCGGUUUAGAGAUGGUGGCCGGGUGGAAGAUUCUUUGUACGGGGGGGGGGGGAGAUGCUAGCCCCGCCCCCAGUGACGUCAGCGGUUCGGAUGAAAUGUUGCUGGACGACGGGGGUGCUCUGCCCCUUCCUGCUGUGGCUAGUGUGGCGGAUCCAGGAGCCAGAGAUGUGACUGCGGCUGCUGCUGGUGUGGCAGGGUGCUCUGCUGCUGGACUGUCUGCUUCUGCUGGGGCCUCUACGGUUGGGACGGCUGCAGCUCCUCCUUCCAGAUUGCUGGAUGCUUCUUCUGCUGGAUCUGCGGCUGCGGGCGGGCUCCGCCUGGUCCCUGCUGUUCCUGCAACAAGUCAAGCCAGGGAUGUCCGGAAUCGGCCUUCUGCGGGUGCGACGGCUGCUGGGUCGGUGGCAGCCAGUGGGUGCGGUGCCGGUCCAUGUCUCAUCUGGAUUGUCGGCUAUUCCUACGUGGUCAGAGGGGGAGUUCGGGCUGAGGUGCGCCCGGAUGGACGGCAGCUGGGGUUUUCAAGAACGGCGGCAUUCGUGGGCUUGUUGGGUAAAGGGAGGCUGCAGUGGCCUGGGUUGCUGCCUCACAUUCAGUUUUAUGUUGGGAUGGAUAGGGCCCCUAAUGUCCUUGUAGUGCAUGCGGGGGGAAAUGACCAGGGGGUCAGGAGGUCGAGGGAUCUCUUGCGGGACAUCAAGGUUGAUUUGUUGAGACUGUGGGCCAGGCCAGCGAAGUUCCCGCCCACCCGCCCUUGUAACAGGCUUGGGUACUUCUUGUCGCGGCAGCAGUAGCGGGAGAAGGAUUUGGAGGCAGGAGUGGCAAUUUUGGUGGUUUGAGAAGGUGUUGGUGGAGGAGGCUGGGGAUGGUACUCAGCCUGGAGAGGAUUGGGCCUCUGAAAUGGUGUCCCUAGGUCUGGUGCCUUACGGCUAGGGGCAAAUGUAGGAGGCUUGGCACAUUGGUUCACUUGGGGUUAAAGGGGGACGUUGCCUCCAGAUCUCUCAGCCUCUGUAGGGUGGUUAUGUUUUAUGGUUUUUGUAUGAUGUUCAUACAAUAUGUUAUGACAAUGUUUAAAUUGUUCAAUGUUAAUAAAUAUGGUCU
This is a messenger RNA of Hyla sarda, 1623 nucleotides long. RefSeq names its product glycine-rich protein 1-like. The record is from RefSeq and is a predicted model, not a curated record. The transcript has 2 exons. Lineage: Eukaryota; Metazoa; Chordata; Amphibia; Anura; Hylidae. Bases 219 to 1316 code for a protein of 365 amino acids.